UCUCACACUCUCGUUUACCGUUAAACUUGUAAUCAGAAUCUUCUCUCGGUGCAUCUACCUUCACAAAUAUGUAAACUUUCGUAUGGUUAGUUUGUUAAUCGUUUUAUACAAAUUACCGGUGUGUUAUAUAUCUGUACAAAACUUUUGUGAUAUUUUUCUUCAUACAUCGAGGGGAAAAAAGUGAGCUACGGGAAACGAAAGCAACAACUACCGGAAGUUAAUUCAAGAUGAGGCUGUUGUUUUCGGCUGCUUUGAUAUUAUUACUUCAGGUCGUAUCAAUUUAUUGCAUUGGUCAUCUUUACGUGGGUAUCCUUGGUUACAACAAUAACAACAUAAACACCACGUGUUGCUCAGAUAAAUCUUGUGAAAAUACCGUCGGGUGUGCCCUAAUAUUUGAAAUAGUUGUAGACGGUUUAAAUGGUUCGGAGGGACCAGUUUCCGGACGACCGUCCAAUACGCCGUUAACACCUGGCCAAGCAGCAUCGUUCAUCGGGGAGUCGGUUACUAACCCUUUGUCAUUCGCCUUUAACAGAUGGCCG
Ruditapes philippinarum (Manila clam) is the source of this 539-nucleotide messenger RNA. RefSeq lists its product as uncharacterized. The record is from RefSeq and is a predicted model, not a curated record. NCBI's taxonomy places the organism in Eukaryota, Metazoa, Mollusca, Bivalvia, Venerida, Veneridae.